This is a messenger RNA of Pocillopora meandrina, 9120 nucleotides long. NCBI's taxonomy places the organism in Eukaryota, Metazoa, Cnidaria, Anthozoa, Scleractinia, Pocilloporidae. The record is from the annotation of a GenBank genome assembly.
CUCAAAACAAGAUGGCGGAGGAAACUAAAGGCAGCGGUUCAAAGGUAUUUCAAACGAAAACCCAAGAAUCUUUGAUCACUUUAUAUAAUUUGGUUCCUCCAGUUGUUUAAUUUUUGUAGGCGAUCUCGUUCAAUUUGUUCCAAAUUUUUGAUCGAGAAAUUAAGUUUUUGAUUGUGCAAAUGAAAUGUUAUUAAAUAUCAUGUAAUUUAAUUAAGAUGAUAAAUUUCACUGAUUGAUUUAUUUUCGCGGUAUGAUUGAUUAUACCAAUUUCAAUUUUUAAGAAAUAAGCCUUCAAUAGCAUUGGAGUGAUACGGGGAUUUGAGCCGGUGAUCUCACGCUCCUGCUCUAACUAACUGCGCCGUGAAGUCACUUCAAGUCCAGUUGUUUGUAUGUCAGUUGCAGCUGAUUUUUUUGCUGUGAAAUCGAUGAAAUAAGUUUUAGAGUUUGAUGAAUCAUAUGUGAUGAACUGUUGUGAUGAAAUGAAAUGACUGAAUGAUCUUUGCUAUGAAUUACACAAAAUUGGAGCCAAGGGGAAAAAAAAAAAUUAAGAACCUUCAUUUCUUCCCUUUCAUUACACAUACUUGCAUGUACCCGAUUUUGAUCAACCCCCCUUAUCAAGAGGUUCAGGGGUUUCAAAAUAAGUCAGUUACCGCUGAGGUUCUGCCAGUUACUUGAUAACAUGUCACUGGUUACUCUGGUCAAAAUUGUUACCUUUUGGCCUUACUGAACUUUUUCAAAGUCACCUACUUUUGCUGAGUCUGACACCUUCAAAACAUUUUGAAACCCUUGGAGGCUCCCUAUAUUAGUCAUUACAAUAGUGAAUCAGGGUGUAUCCCAAAAUCUUAGGAUCAAAUCAUGUUGAAUUCUAAAUUUGUUUUCCAUAUUUUCAUUCUAUUCUGAAGCUCAAGGAGGUAGCUCGUAAAUUUAAUGUCCUACCUGAAAGACAAGCAAAGGUGAAUUACAUGAUUGCAGCACGAGAGAAGGUAGAGGCUGCAAAGGUAAAAGUACCCAUCCUCCAGUCUAGAAAUUCAGCACAAGUUAUUAAUUGUACCUUAUAGCUGUAUUUAUUUCUUCAUUUUCAACAGUAUUUAUCAUAACCUGCUCUCUCUACCUUUUGUUUUAGCAAUAGAUCUAUUAGUCAUUUGCUCUGCUUGCUAUACUUGCUGUGCUUGGUUAUGUAUUAGUUAAUUUAACUUUGAAAUUGUAACUGCAUAGCUAUUAUAUCAUUUAGCUUAACCCUGAAACUCCCAGAAGUGAUUAACAAGUAACUUCUUCCUUCAAUUUCUAAACAUUAUCCAGCAAACAGGUAAUGAGAGUAUUCAAUCUUAUCAGAUAAAGUCGCUAUCUAGAUCUGACACCAAAUUCUUGUAACUUAUUUACACAUUAAGGAAAUGUGUAGCAGCUAGAGGGGAAAAUUAAUAAUCAGAUCUUGGGAGUUUAAGGGUUAAUGUUCGUUCUUAAUUUUUCCAAAUACCUGCAAAGAUUAGCCAAUGCUAUACCUUGGUUGUGUAAAUUGUGAUAUUGGAAUCUGUGCUGCAGUAAAGUAGUAGUAGAUGUAGUAAUAGGUAAAGUCUAUUCUUAUUUUAGUAAUAUUAAUGAUUCUGAAUUGUAAGUGACUUUAAUUCAUACACUCAGAUAUCACCACUGAUUCUCAUUAUGCUUGUAAUUUAGGAAGAAAAGUCCAAGAAAGACGAUUCAGCAUAUUGUGUAUGUGGAACAAGUGACACCAGUCGCUUUAUGAUGUAAGUACUGAUCACCAUGUGGCUGAACAAUAGAGAGGGGGAUUUAGUGUCUGUGGGGUACAAGAGAAAAAGAAAUUGUUUUGUCUCUAAGCAGAUGAAAUAAUGUGACCAUGCAAACAUUAAGUUAGAACAUGGCCUUGUAAACUGGAAAAAGAUCCAGCCGCAAGCAGGAAAUUCUAAUGUUAGCACCCAAUUGAAGAAUGGUUUCUUUGUUUUCCUUCAUUGUAAUGUCUCAUUACUAAUUUACAAGGAAAUGUGUAUCAGCAAGAGUGAAGAAUUUAUGAUCAGAUCUUGGGAGUUACAAAGGGGCAUCAGAUCAUUUUCUGUAAUCAUACGCUUCUCUAAGUAGUGACACUUAGAGAAAUUGUGUGUUGUUAAAGGGGUUAAGGUUCUAAAGGAACUGGGGUGCUGCAUUGGUAGGAGAGUAUAACAGGGUAAUUUAGAACUGGUAUUAUUAACUGAGUUGAUGACAUAAAUUGGCCACUGUAAUGAGUUUAAAAGCUGUUGUUUCGAGUGUUAGCCAUUCAUCAGAGCAAUUGGAGGAAUUGGGGUUGUGUGUGGGUUUAUCUGCAGAAAAUGGAUCUAUACUAUUGAUGGGAAUAUGGUGACAAAAGCACAAGAAUAAAUUGGCGGUUUAAAAGUGCCGAUUUGGAAGAGAAAUGUUUGUUAUAGAGUUUUGCAGCUUUCCAAACUGCCUAGAUAUAGGAAAAGGUCGCAAACAGUCAUGUGCUGCUUAGAGUGGUUAGGGAGAUCAAAGUGUCUAGCAACUGGUUUGGAUGUGUCUUCGUCAUUUCUUUCUAUGUUGCGAAGGUGUUCUCAGAAUCAGUUACCUGUCAUCUUCCUGUUUCACCAAUGUAUAACUUUUUGCAAUAAGUGCAAGUUAUGCAGUAAAUGACAUUAGCAGAGAUGCUCAUAAAGUGAUCAGUGAUCUUAAUAGAUCUCUUGGGUCCCUGACAUUUUCUCUCCACUUUGAAGAAUGAAAGGACAAGUUUUGCACCAUGAGUGAGUGCAUUUGAAAGUCCUAGCCAUUGUUUUGAAAUGAACUCCUGACCAGAAGGUUGCCUAUGUUUUUGUCGCAUUUGAAUGAAAUUAGUGGAGUUUGUGAAAAUAUAGUACCAGUCUCUGAAUUGUUUUGAAGCAAUUUAAAGUUUUUAAGAAUGAUAGAUUUAACUGCAUGGUUGUGAGGGUGAAAUGUAAAAGUGAAUGGAAUUCAAAUUCAAAUUGUGUGUUGUUACUUUGGUAAGCAUGCAAACAACAUUAAUUUAAUUUUGCCAGAGCUGGUGAGUGUACUGGUACUGGUACAUUACUAUAUAUUUUGUAACUGUCUCUUGCUCAGAUGUUGUGACAGAUGUGAUGAGUGGUUCCAUGGAGACUGCAUUGGCAUAACAAAGCUGGAGGCUAAAGAAAUUAAGCAGUAUUACUGCGCACAAUGUUUAGGUGAGUCAUUAUCUUAACUCGUUGACCCCCUAAAAGUGAUAAGCAUUGAAUUUCUCCCAAUAGUGCUAUCCCUGAAUCAAACACGAAGGUCAUGAGAAUAAAGGAAAUGAUCAGGAACUCAAGAGGCUCUUCAUUGUGAGACUAGUUCUCCUGGCUUAUAACUAUCAUCAUGCGUGAAGAACAGUGGAGAGAAUUUGUGUACUAAUGUGAUGGUUUAAUUUAGUUUAACCCUUUAACUCUCAUAAGUGACCAAGACAGAAUUUCUCCUUACGGUAUCAAUAUAAUAUCAACCAGACAAGUGAUGAGGAUAUUUAGAAAAAUAUCAAUUUGGGGAUAAUUAAUUGAUCCGAUAUUAAAUUCUCUGAACUAACAUUAUAAGAAUUAUAUGGUUAACAGUAGGGAAAAUUACAAAUUUGAUCUGGGAGUUAAACGGUUGAGAUGACAUUGUCCAUUCAGCCAUUAUGCUAAGGCAAAAUGGUGGAUAUUUUCAAUUUAGAAGUAAAAAUGCAGUCAUUUUAAGGUGCAUUUACCCUUUUAUUUGUUUCUUGCCUCAGAAAAGGACCCAGACUUGUGUAUAAAGUACAGGCUCAAAAAACCGAAACCUGAGAAGAGAGACAAAGUUCCCUCAGAGAAGAAAGAAAAGCAGCACAGUUCAUCAAAAGAUGAUGUAAGUGAUCUGUUUGAAGGUUCUUUUAUUUGUCUGUUUCAUUUUUUUUUCCAUUUGUUUUUAUCUUUUUCAAACACACUAAAAAAUUGAAACAAUUUUGACAAGAUGAAUGUUUAUGUUCCCUGCAGAGUGAGCGUAAGAGAUCAAGGAGAACAUGUGGUGAAUGUGUGGCAUGUGUUAGGACAGAGGAUUGUGGACAGUGUGACUUCUGCAAGGUACUGUGUUACUAAACAGAAUCUUUUACAAGAUGAAGCCCCUCCUUCAGAAAGUUUUACUUAAAUUCAGUGAAACAUUCUUGCCUUAUUUCUCCUCCUGAUCUGCUCCAAAGUUUGGGAAAAGAAGAAAUUAGUUUUUAAGGAGAACUAAGUGAGUUCCUGUGUGACAGAGAGAUUAAAUGGCUGACUGACUGACUGACUGACUGACUGACUGAAUGAAUGACUGAGUGACUGAGUGACUGAAUGACUGACUGACCAACUGACUGACUGACUGAAUGACUGACUGACUGAAUGGCUGACUGACUGAAUGGCUGACUGACUGAAUGGCUGACUGACUGAAUGAAUGACUAAAUGGCGGACUGACAGACUGGCUGACUGACUGACUGACUGGCUGACUGACCAACUGACUUGCUGACUAACUGACUGUCUAAAUGCCUGACUGCCUGCCUGAUGGACUUACUGACCAACUGACUGACUAACUUGCUGACUGGCUGACCAGCUAACUGACUGACUGGCUAACUUACAAAGUGAAAGGAGAAUUCUAUUAACUAACCACCAGUCUAACAGCUACAUGGCUAUGUUAUUGUCAGGUUGCCUCAAAAAGUGAAAAACUGGUUUUGUAAGCUUUCAUCUGUUCUUUUUAGGAUAUGAAGAAGUUCGGUGGCCCCAACAAGAUGAGACAGAAAUGUCGCUUACGACAAUGCCUUCUGAAAUCAAGAGUAAGCAAGGCUAUUAAUAUUCAUGCACUUGUUGCCAUGUAGCAUGUAGCUCCAUUUUCUGCAUAUAAACACACACACAACUCACAAUUCCUCCAACUGCUAUGACAAAGGGCUAAUGCUCAAAAUGUCAGCUUUGAAACUCUUUACGGUGGCCAAUUUACAUAUCAACUCAAUUGACAAUACUUAGUUACCCUUUUAUCCUCUCCCACCGACACAGCACCACAGUUUCUUUAGAGAAUUAAUCCCUUUAUUCAAGCAAACUAGUAGGUUUGUAGUUGUAAUUAACAUAAUGUUGCUUUAACCCUUUAACUCCCAUGAGUGACUAAAACAGUAUUGCUCUUCACAAUGUAAAUGCAAUAUCAACCAGAUAAGUGAUGAGAAUAAAGAAAAAUAUCAAUUUGGGGAUAAUUAGUUGAUCCAAUACUAAAUUCUCUGAACUAACACUAUAAGAAUUGUAUGGUUGACAGAAAGGAGAAUUACAAAUUUGAUAUGGGAGUGAAAGGGUCAACCUAAUAGUAACUUGUUUUAUAUCAGGUUCUUCUACGAGGUGGCACAGCUUACAGGGACAUGUUGAAAGAUGAAGAGAGUAGAAGGGAAGAUGGCGAUAUCGAUAUUGAGGUACACAGCAAACUUAUUAUAAGAUUUUUUGGUCUCCCUUUAUUUGAAGCCUUCAAUUGUGCAACAUACUACAAAAAAGGUUAUUCAUUUCAAUCUCCUUAAAUCUGUUGCUAGUCUAGCACUUAUGAACCUCCGAUUUUUACCAGAAACUGUAGCACUUAAAGCAUUCAGUUGCUAAGUAAUUAGAAAUAAAUAUUUAUAUAAUAAGCUCAGUUAAGCAUGCAUUCUGAUUGGUUCUCACUUAUGAUCUAUUGGAGGACAGAUGUAUAGAUGACAUCUAAUCUCAGAAUUAAGUCAAUUCUGUGCAGAAAACUUUCUGUAAAGUUAUCACACACUAACAUUUCUUUUAUUCUUGGUAACAGAGUAUUUUUCCACUGAGAAAACAACGGAAAGCAGUGAAGAUGAAACAUGCCAAGUCUUCAGAGAGUAGGAAGGUUUGUCAAUUCUGAUAGCAUUCUGAGUAUCUUAGCUAACCAAAUGACAAAAAGAUUGCUGCAAUAGAGAUAGUUUUAUAUUUGUCAAGAUAGUAAAACAGCUUGCUAAAUGGCUAAACUUUGAUGCCCCUUGUCAAAAAUACCAGAUGGUAUUAAGGAUCAAAUUUUUUUGUUAAACAGGAGAAGCUGAGGCAAACCAGUGAGAGGGCACGCAAAAGAAAAAGGAUCAUGUCAAAUGAAGAAAAGAGUAGACUUUCUACCGAAUAUUGUGAAGAAAGAGAAAGGGAGGAAGUACGGCAGUGUUAUGGUCCGGGUUGCACCAAUGCAGCUCGUUCUGGCUCAAAGUAUUGUAGCGAUGAGUGUGGCAUUCAGCUUGCCGUCAGGUAAAAAUGCUGACAAAUCUCAUAGAUCUGAAUUGUAAUAGAUUGCAGGUAAAUUCCAAUUUAGAUUAAAUACAUCAAGAUUAUGGUAACUUGUGAUGGUAGACAGUAGAGAAAAAGUUUUCAUUUGGAUGGUCACACACUUCAGGUGCAUUACAGAACUUGUAAUUUUUAAUGAAAAAAAAAGAAAAUAGUCAUGCAGAUGUAUGCACCAUACCAGUGUAAGGCAGUGGAGCCUACCUAGGAUCUGGGUAUGCUUCUUUUCUGAAAUUGCUUAGCCCUUUAACUCCCAUGAGUGACUGAGAGAGAAUUUCUCCUUACAAUAUCAAUACAAUAUCAACCAGACAAGUGAUGAGAAUAAACAAAACUAUCAAUUUGGGGAUGAUUAAUUGAUCCCAUACUAAAUUCUCUGAACUAACAUUAUAAGAAUUGUAAGGUUGACAGUAAGGAGAAUUACAAAGUAAGUCUGGGAGUUAAAGGGUGAAAUUGGAGCUCACUUGCAAGGAUCAUUUCUUUACUUAAAAGUUAUAAAUGAAAGCAAAACAUCGAGUAGUCUUAACUAUUGAAAAAAUUAGAUCAAUAUUCUAUAUUCCAAAAGUUCUAAAAUUUUUCUCACUUUAGACGCAUUCAAGAGAUUUUACCUCAGAAAAUGGCUCAAUGGCAAAAAUCUACAAGUGUCGCUGAUAUCAAAGCUGAGGAAUAUCUGCAAAAACUGGCAAAAAAGAAGGAGGUACAGUCUAUGUUUACAUGAAAAAAUGAGAUGUUUUUACCAAUUUCUACCCUUCCUGGCUUUGACAGAAGCAUUCUGUUCCUUUCAGGAAGCUCAGGAGAAGUUGAUGGAACUUGACAGACUGAGUAAUGAACUUGAUGCUUUUAUAGAGAAGACAAAACAUGCUACAAUAGAAGAAUCAGAGGUACAAAUAUUUUAAGUGGGUGAAUCAAUGCCAGUCACUAAAAUGCUGAAAUGUUGUCAAUCUUGUAUUCCAGGCUUAGAGAGCGAUAGACUUUCGUGAUUUUGAAAGAGUGUGAUUUGUGAUUCAUCUGUCAAGAUACUUAGGAAAUGGAGCAGAUUUCCAAGCUAUGGUUGGCAAAAUAUCAAAUCCUUUUUAAUCAUUUAACCUCUGAGAGUGACUGGCAAUCAAGAAUAAGGGAAAUGAUCACCAAUUCAAGAAGCUCUUUAUUGGUUAACAAACUCUCCUUUUCAGUAUUUAAGGAAAUGUAUAGAGAACAGUAUGGAGAAUAUGAUUACUGAUGUUAGAGUGUAAAUGUUUAAUGUUCAUAGAGCUUAAAACAAACCAAGAUAAUGAAACACAAUUGAAGGUAUUCCCAAAAUAUGUUGUUCUUACCAAAAACUACUUUGUACAAGGUUAUGUUCAAGUAAAUUAUCAUGGUCUGUUCUUUGUCAGGCACAAGACACUGAAGUAGAAGGUGAAACAGAUCUUCAAGUCCACUGCAUCACCUGUGGACUACCAUUAGCUCCUAAAGUUGCCCUCAGACAUAUGGAGAAGUGUUACAUGAAGGUUCAUACAGACUUCUGCAUUCAGUCCCAGCUUUACAACUGUAAUAUAAUCAAUACCCAUAGCUUUACUUUGCCCAUGAGCACCUUUCCCUCCCACCCUGUCUUCUUCCCCUCUGCAUCAUGCCUCUAAACAAGAUAAUUUGGUUUUAUCAACUACAAGGAUGACGUAAAUUGGUCACUGAAUCAAUCAUCAGCCCUUUGCUAUUCACUCUCACGAAGGGCUAAUACUCAAAACAUCAGCUUGAGAAACUCUUUGUGGUAGCCAAUUGCAAUUUGCAUUACUAAUUCAUCUGAUGAAACCAAAGUUUCUUGUAAUACCUCUUACCAAUGCAGCACCACACAUUCCUUAAAAUUUUUCCCCUUUAUUCAUGUCUGUGAACAGUUUAGAACUUGAGAGUUCAACAUGAUCGAGUAAGUGGCCAUAACAUGACAUUACUGAUAACUUAAGGUACUUGGGUUCUGCUCUCUUACAGAAUGAAAGCUUAACAACAUUUGGUUCCAUUUACAAAAGUGCUGGGUAUGUGUUUUGGUUGUUGUAACUGCUCUCAGGGGUAACCAUUUAGAGAGAAUGGUUGUUGUGUUGUUUUUUGACUUUGUUUGUUCUGAACCUUUGCUUAGGACUGAUAUUUUAUGCUUCAAUUUUUCAGGAACUUGUUCUGUGAUUAUUACAACCAUCAGCAAAAGAUUUACUGCAAAAGACUCCGAGUUCUGUGCCCUGAACAUACAAAGGAACCAAAGGUAUCAUCAUGCUUUUGAGACAUAUUAAGUAGUUUUCACUCGUUUGCAUAUCAUAACUCUGUAAAAAUCUUAAAAGCCCCGCUCAAUAUGUAAUAUGUGAACUAACUGCUCACUUCUUAAAGAAUAUUGAAGACCUACAAAUACUUUUAUUUCAAACUUUUUAAUUCAUGGUGGAUAAAUGCAAAAAUUAGACAAAACUCUCAGAACAGGUUUUCAUUUAGAGCAACGACCUUCAUGACAUCAUUAUCAACAGAUUCCACUUUCUUUUUUCAAGAUCUCUGCCACUGAUGUUUGUGGCUGUCCUCUAGUCACUAAUGUCUUUGAAGAAACAGGAGAUUUCUGUCGGGCUUCAAAGAGGAGAUGUAUGAAACAUUAUUGCUGGGAGAAGUUACGCAGAGCAGAGAUUGAUUUACAACGAAUACAGCAGGUUUGUCUUUUCCUACUUUUCAUACCUGAAAGAAAUUUAACUUGUCUGUAAGUUCUCACAUUAUUGAAAUAAUUUUAGUCUUCUUAUCUGACCUAUUUUUUGUUUCAUUUCAGUGGCUAAAACUUGAAGAGGCAUUUGAACAAGAACGGUCCCUCAGAUAUGCUGCAGCACAAAGAGGAGGAGUACUGGGUCUACUGCUGCAUGAGACAACAUGCCAUGAAUAA